CCCCCUCGCGACGACUCCCCCUAGGCGCAUGGCUGACGUCCCGCAACACGUCCGGAAAUUCCUGUUCAGGUCGUGUGAGAGCAGGAACUCGGCCUCGUCUGAAUGUCUUGAGGUGCUGAUUCCCGAGGUAGUAAGUCCCAGCUAUGGCAUGUACACGUGGCCAUGUGCCCCAGUGUUGGCACAGUAUGUUUGGUACCACCGUCACGACUUCCCAAAACGCAAUGUCCUUGAGCUUGGCGCAGGAACGGCACUCCCGGGCAUUGUAGCAGCCAAAUGUGGAGCCAAUGUCAUUCUGUCAGACUCAGGGCAGCUACCCAAGUGUCUGCAGAACUGCGAGGUGUCAUGUCAGGCCAAUGGCAUGGUUGGGUCAGUCGCAGUGGUAGGGAUAACCUGGGGCCUUUUCACCCCCGAGCUCUUGGAUCUCGGGCCCAUAGACAUCAUCUUGGGCUCCGACUGCUUUUAUGACCCAGCUGUGUUUGAGGACAUCCUGGUGACAGUGUCAUUUUUGUUGGAGCACAACCCCCAUGCCCGGUUUGUGUGCUCUUACCAGGAGAGAGCGUCAGACUGGUCGCUAGAACACCUCCUGCAUAAAUGGAACCUGUCAUGUACCCAGCUGCCCCUAGCGACCUUUGAUGCAGACAUACCCAAUAUAGCCGACUCCAACUUACCUGGUUCUCACACAGUUCAUGUGUUUCAGAUCACCAGAACCACUCGAAGUUGA
Molecule: messenger RNA, 721 nt
Organism: Penaeus indicus
Lineage: Eukaryota; Metazoa; Arthropoda; Malacostraca; Decapoda; Penaeidae
Product: histone-arginine methyltransferase METTL23-like
Exons: 2
Coding region: 29-721 (230 amino acids)
Cellular component (GO): cytoplasm; nucleus
Source: RefSeq, a predicted model, not a curated record